Messenger RNA from Pteropus alecto (black flying fox), 1293 nucleotides. Its product is annotated as sialic acid-binding Ig-like lectin 8. The transcript is spliced from 3 exons. Gene Ontology annotation, biological process: cell adhesion. The record is from RefSeq and is a predicted model, not a curated record. NCBI's taxonomy places the organism in Eukaryota, Metazoa, Chordata, Mammalia, Chiroptera, Pteropodidae. The coding region runs from base 22 to 363 and encodes 113 amino acids. Gene Ontology annotation, cellular component: plasma membrane. Gene Ontology annotation, molecular function: sialic acid binding.
GCGGGGGCGCUAUCAGGAGUGAUGCUGGGGGCCGUCGGGGGCGCAGGCGUCACCGCCCUGCUCUUCCUGUCUUUCUGCGUCCUCGUCAUCAUAGUGAAAUCUUGGAAGAAGAAGGCGGCGAGGACAGCAGUAGGCACGGGGGACACGGACACGGCCGGCGCAGACGCCAUCAUGAGGUCCAUCUCUCAGGGUCCCCUGACUGAAUCCCAGCGGGGCAGCCUCACAGACCACAGUCCCUUGACUCCGGCGGAGAAAGAGGACGUUCACUACGCAUCCCUCAGAUUUCAAAAGACGAAGCCCGAGGCCCCGCAGGAAGCCAGGGUCACUGACAAUGAGUACUCAGAGAUCGGCAUAGGCAAGUGAGAAGCCUCGGAGACGUGGCUGUGGCUCGAGGGAGGGACCACAUCCUUCCUCCCCACCCCCGCCCCAGGACAAAGAUAAAACCUGGGGCCGAUUCCUGUAGAAUUAAAAGCCUUCUAGGCACGGGUUAAACGUAUACACAGGACACAGGCUUUGGAACCGAAGAGUUGUGAGUUCUAAUCCACAUUCUAUCUCUUUACUAAGUAAAGUGGCAGACCCAUCCCUACCUCUCUGUGCCCCCGUUUCCCGCCCUGUGGAACAAGAUCAGAAGCCCCGCCUGUAAAUCUGUGGGAGUAAAAUCCCGUCAGAGCACCUGGCUCGACGUGUGUGCCGAGCACACGCUGGAGCCCUGUGCUCUGGACCAGGAAGUCCCUCCUGCGAAUCUCUCUUAACUCUGGAGGUGACCGGCAGCAGACCUCAGCCUCUGUGACCGAGGUCCCUCCUCCCGGGAGGCCUCACCCUGCCUUCGUCUGCCUCUGUCUUCGGCGGUGGAGUUCAAGGGGGUUGACUUCUGCGUUGAGAUGGGAGUCAAGUAGGACCUCGUGAUCUCUCCCCACAAAGACAAACCAAACGAGCCAGGGAGGUUCCCAAACGAUCACGCGACCAUCCGAUGAACGAGACGUGAUCCCAGAAUUCACUGACGGAAACCAGACAAGGAAGGGGGUAUGUCUCAGCAGUCGCUUCGUAAAGAAGCCUGGAUGGAAAGAAAUCAAAGGAUUGGAUGAGGCUCAAACAUUCCCUAAGUUUGUACGCAGCUCAUUGACAACAGCACCAAAGAAUAGGAAGCACCAAGGGACAAUUUAAAAAACAAAAACAAAAACAUGCAACAAUUCCGUACUAGAAAAAUAUGGAACAUUGGUGAGAGAAAUUAAAGAAGAUCCGUGUUCUUUAUACUAUGCUCAUGCGGGAAGAUGCAAUACUGUUAAGAUGUCA